AUUAUGACUUUUUGCAGCUGAGAAUUUUUUCUAUAUCGUUUUCAAUCUUUCCUCGAUACAACGAAAGAGAUUCGAACUUGGCUUGAAUUCUGAUAUUACGUUGAUAACUAUUUCAGCGAGACCGUCGACCUGCUGCCGAGGUUUUCAUUCGUUGUAAUAGAUGUGAUGGUUAUUUUACUUGCACUAAAUAGUUUGUAUUUUCUUCCUCUUUGCCGGCUUUUGAAAUUCAACGAAGCCGGCUUCCGGAUCUUGUUGUUCCGCGUCAUUUGAGCUCCAGUAUUUAUUGCCUCUGAUUUCUACUAGUUGCUAUUUUGGCGGUUCUGUAUCUGCUUUUCAUCCCCGAGGUUUCGACACGGUGACCUGCUACUACUGUUUAUUUGUGUUUUGAUCUUGAGGCUUUCUUUGCGGGUUUCAACCAUCGGUCGUUGUUGCUGUAGGAAUCUCAUUCCGGGGAUCAGAUUUUCUCUAAAUUGUCUUUCAAGGUCAAACUUGAGUGCCUGAUAGGAUAUUUUGUCCGAUCGUCUGAAUCCUGUGUAGAAAAAGAUAUUAACUAUAACACGGACGUUGCAGCAAGUCUUACACAAACAGCGAGCUACAAUCCAUUGGCAAUGGCUGUAGUUGUAGACCUUUUAAAUACUCAACGGCCCCGAGCCAUUGUGUUUAUUUUAAGUAUGCAAUGAAGUAAUAUGGCAGCAUUAGCACCUGUCCUAGAAUUAGCAUCAGCAUUUGCACUGACUCGCACACGAAUUUGGCGAUGCCGCCCUAUAUUGCUCGUGCGGCUUCAAAGGUAUGGAGGAGAAUAAGUAUGGAAACAAUGGUAGAAGUGCCCCUCCUCCUUGAAAGAUGGAAAUUUCUAUUGCUCGGUCUUUUAUGCCAGUAUCUUCAUGGUUUAGCUGCUCGAGGAGUUCAUUAUUUACACCGUCCCGGGCCAACCCUUCAAGAUGUUGGGUUUAUAGUUCUUCCCGAACUCGGGCAAGAGAAAGCCUACAUCAGCGAGACGGUUUUCAGCACUAUCUUUUUCACCUUCAUCUUAUGGACUUUUCACCCCUUCAUUUGCCAUAGCAAGAAGUUCUACACGGUGCUAUUAUGGUGCAGGGUAUUGGCCUUUUUGGUGGUUUCUCAAUUCUUAAGAAUUGUCACGUUCAUGUCAACUCAGUUGCCUGGUCCUAAUUAUCACUGUCGCGAGGGUUCUAAACUUGCUCGCCUUCCUCAUCCUGACAGCAUACUUGAAGUACUCUUCCUAAAUUUUCCACGUGGAGUAAUCUAUGGUUGUGGAGACUUGAUUUUUUCAUCACACAUGAUCUUCACUCUGGUUUUUGUACUCACCUAUCAAAAGUAUGGAACAAAACGGUGGAUCAAACAGAUAGCUUGGUUAAUGGCCGUUAUACUCAGCCUUCUGAUUAUAGCUUCUCGCAAGCACUACACUGUUGAUGUUGUUGUUGCAUGGUACACUGUUAAUCUGGUGGUCUACUUUGUUGAUCGGCAGUUGCCAGAAGAAGGGAUGGAACGUUCUGGCCCUGGUGGUACACUACCCUUAAUAUCGAUAAAUGGCAGAGACAAAGAUAGCAGAACCAAAGAAGAACACCAUAAGCUCAUGAAUGGAAAUUCUGGGGAUUCACCUGAUAGGAGGCAGAGAUCCCAGGUGAAUGGGAAGUUCCUUGAAGAUGGAAGUCCCAUUGUUUCUGAAAUCAUUGUGAAUGGGACUUGAGUAGUGUAUGUGACAUGCCGUAUUGAAGCUUGGGAAAGUGCUAAAGGAGCUGUGGAUGCAAAUUUCCAUGUGACAGGCUGAUAACUUUCACCCUUCAAUCACCAGAGUAGCGGGAGACAAGACGUACUGCAUAUUCUGAAAUGUUAAUUUCUUGGAGACAGAAAGUUUCCUUGUUAACGAUGCAUAUCUUUGGCCUCAGAAUGAGUUCAGGCCUUAUUUGUAUGAUGUAUUUCAUUCUGCAACUGGGUUUUUGGUGUUCAUUAUUUCUUUUCUCCCUUGUUUUUUAUACAUUAUUUUAUGUAAAAUGCAUUUUUUGAGCAAAGGUUAGCAUUGCUUAAAUGCAUGUUCUUCACAGAUAGGCAAUGAUUAUUUAUAGUGUUGUUGAAGUUCUA
Cryptomeria japonica (Japanese cedar) is the source of this 2100-nucleotide messenger RNA. RefSeq names its product phosphatidylinositol:ceramide inositolphosphotransferase 1. Gene Ontology annotation, biological process: ceramide biosynthetic process. The transcript has 13 exons. NCBI's taxonomy places the organism in Eukaryota, Viridiplantae, Streptophyta, Pinopsida, Cupressales, Cupressaceae. The coding region runs from base 755 to 1708 and encodes 317 amino acids. Gene Ontology annotation, cellular component: Golgi membrane; trans-Golgi network; endoplasmic reticulum membrane. The record is from RefSeq and is a predicted model, not a curated record. Gene Ontology annotation, molecular function: sphingomyelin synthase activity; ceramide cholinephosphotransferase activity; inositol phosphoceramide synthase activity.